AUGCCUGCCGCAAGUCCUGAUAUGGACUCAUGGGAUUGCCAUGUGCAUUGUUUCGAUCCGGCCAAAUACCCUUACAAGACUCCUCGAUCCUACACGCCACGACCAGCACCACUGGGCGUACUCCGCCAGAACCUCCUCACGAAGAAUGUUAUGCUAGUUCAAGCUACCAUUGAGCGGGACUUCGCCGGGAUCCUAGCGAAACUGGAAGACUGUCGGACAGCUGCCUUCGAAUUCCCUGGAAUGGUGCGAGGCACCAUUUUGGCCGGCCCUGAAAUCUUCGCCCUGUCUAAUGAGAAGGUGAAGCGAAUGCACCUUCUGGGUAUUCGUUGUAUUCGACUACACGGGUCGUAUGGCGGAUCAGGUCAUGACUUAGGAUGGGUGCAAAACGAACUGCAGGCACUGGCGGCACUCAAACCUGUUCGAGAGUACGGCUGGGCUAUCUCUGCUCAAUUGCCACUUGAGACAUGGUCUCACUUGAAACCAUUCAUUUUGUCAGAUCCACACCUGGCUGGAAUCACCAUCGUGGCUGAUCACGUAGCCUGCGCUACUCCUACGGACUAUGGAAGCUCGGCAUUACAAGAUUUCUUAGAACUUCUUGGGUCCGGGAGAGUGUACAUCAAGAUCUCGGCACUGCACCGUCGCAGCCCAUCCGAUAUCCGCGCGAUGGAGCCUGUCGUAUGCAUGCUUGCGCAAAACGCGCCACAAGCCUUGCUGUGGGGAAGCGAUUGGCCACAUGUGAACACAUCGCACAACGACUUCGAAGAGGGUCCGCUUGAGGGCGCGGACGCAUCGCAUGAAUUGGCUGUUGUUAAGAGCUGGCUGUCGGAGAAGCAAAAGCAGUGUAUGCUUGUUGAAAACCCUCGACGUGUUUUCGGUAUCUAAACUACAUGGACCUAUACAGUUGUUUGGAAUGAUAUCGGCACUC
This is a messenger RNA of Parastagonospora nodorum SN15, 925 nucleotides long. RefSeq lists its product as hypothetical. NCBI's taxonomy places the organism in Eukaryota, Fungi, Ascomycota, Dothideomycetes, Pleosporales, Phaeosphaeriaceae. The transcript has a single exon. Gene Ontology annotation, molecular function: hydrolase activity. The coding region runs from base 1 to 882 and encodes 293 amino acids. The record is from RefSeq and is a predicted model, not a curated record.